Molecule: messenger RNA, 465 nt
Organism: Cyphellophora attinorum
Lineage: Eukaryota; Fungi; Ascomycota; Eurotiomycetes; Chaetothyriales; Cyphellophoraceae
Product: DNA-directed RNA polymerases I, II, and III subunit RPABC2
Exons: 2
Coding region: 1-465 (154 amino acids)
Biological process (GO): DNA-templated transcription
Cellular component (GO): nucleus; RNA polymerase II, core complex; RNA polymerase I complex
Molecular function (GO): DNA-directed RNA polymerase activity; DNA binding
Source: RefSeq, a predicted model, not a curated record
AUGUCUGACAAUGAGGAUGGCGCCUUCGGCAACGACAACAACGAGGAAGAUUUCUAUGAGCAAGAAGACGAAGUCGAAGAACUCGAGCCCGACUACGAGGAGGAGAACGUCGAGCGAGAUGGCGACAACGAUGCCGAAGAUCCCAACAACAUCGUCGCUGUGAACGGGGACGGUGGCCACACCCAAGCCUCCGGCGCGAAAUCAGCCUCAGAAGCAGACAAGAAAAUCCCCCAGGAGAAACGCACCACGACACCCUACAUGACGAAGUAUGAAAGAGCAAGAGUGUUGGGCACGAGGGCAUUGCAGAUCAGCAUGAAUGCGCCGGUGUUGGUGGAUCUGGAGGGAGAGACGGACCCGUUGCAGAUUGCGAUCAAGGAGUUGAAUCAGAAGAAGUUGCCGCUGGUGGUGAGGAGGUAUUUGCCUGAUGGGUGGUAUGAGGAUUGGACUGUUGAGGAGUUGUUGUGA